This is a messenger RNA of Catharus ustulatus (Swainson's thrush), 3177 nucleotides long. Its product is annotated as gamma-aminobutyric acid type B receptor subunit 1-like. The transcript has 23 exons. Gene Ontology annotation, biological process: gamma-aminobutyric acid signaling pathway; G protein-coupled receptor signaling pathway. Lineage: Eukaryota; Metazoa; Chordata; Aves; Passeriformes; Turdidae. The record is from RefSeq and is a predicted model, not a curated record. The coding region runs from base 62 to 3058 and encodes 998 amino acids. Gene Ontology annotation, cellular component: G protein-coupled receptor heterodimeric complex; membrane. Gene Ontology annotation, molecular function: G protein-coupled GABA receptor activity.
GAUUUUUUGGGAUUUUUUUUGGGAAUUAUUUUUUGGGGAAUUUCGGGAAGAUCGGGCCGAGAUGACUCCACCCUCUCUGCUCUUCCUCCUCCUCCUCCUCUUCCUCCUCCCGGGCCGCGCUCGCGGCGCCGCUCGCGCCAACGUCACCGAAGGCUGCCAGAUCAUCCACCCGCCGCGGGACGGGGGGAUCCGGUACCGGGGGCUGACGCCGGACGAGGUCCGGAGCGUGCGGUUCCUGCCCUUCGACUACGAGAUCGAGUACGUGUGCCGGCCCGAGCGCGAGAUCGUGGGGCCCAAGGUGCGCAAGUGCCAGCGCGACGGCACCUGGACGGCCAUGGGCCACCCCAGCCGCUGCCUCCGGACGUGUCCCAAGAGCCACCUGAGCCUCGAGCACGGCCUGGUGGCCACCGGGGCCAUGGAGCGAGUCCCGGUCGAGGGAUCCUGGGCUGAGUUCCGGUGCCAUCCCGGCUUCCGGCUGCUCGGCAGCGCCCGCAGCAACUGCACCAAGAGCGGCCGCUGGAGCGACCCCAAACCCCAGUGCCUGCCUCAUCGCCCUUCCUCAGGGAAGAAGGCCGUGCACGUGGGCGCGCUCUUCCCCAUGUCCGGCGGUUGGCCGGGCGGUCAAGCGUGUUUGCCGGCCGUCAGGAUGGCCCUGGAGGACAUCAACGAACGAAGGGACAUCCUGCCGGAUUAUGAGCUGCGGCUCAUCCAUCAUGACAGCAAGUGUGACCCAGGCCAGGCCACCAAGUUCCUGUACGAGCUGCUCUACAAUGACCCCAUCAAGAUCAUCCUCAUGCCCGGCUGCAGCAGCGUCUCCACCCUGGUGGCCGAGGCGGCACGGAUGUGGAACCUCAUCGUGCUUUCCUACGGCUCCAGCUCUCCGGCGCUCUCGAACCGCCAACGCUUCCCGACGUUUUUCCGGACACAUCCGUCGGCGACGCUGCACAACCCGACGCGGGUCCAGCUCUUCAAGAAGUGGGGUUGGACCAAAAUCGCCACCAUCCAACAAACCACAGAGGUUUUCACCUCGACCUUGGAUGACCUCGACCAGCGGGUGAAGGAGGCCGGCCUGGAAAUCACUUUCCGCCAAAGUUUCUUCUCCGACCCCGCCGCGCCCGUCCGGAACCUCAAGCGGCAGGACGCGCGGAUCAUCGUGGGGCUCUUCUACGAGACGGAGGCGCGGAAAGUUUUCUGUGAGGUCUACAAGGAGAAGCUCUACGGCAAGAAGUACGUCUGGUUCCUGAUUGGCUGGUACGCCGACAACUGGUUCCGCAUCAAGGACCCGGCCAUCAACUGCACCGAGGCCGAGAUGGCCGAGGCCGUCGAGGGCCACGUGACCACCGAGAUCGUCAUGCUCAACCCCGAGAACACGCGCAGCAUCUCCAACAUGACCUCCCAAGAGUUCAUCGAGAAGCUCCAGAAGAGGCUGGGCAAGAACCCGGAGGAGACCGGCGGCUUCCAGGAGGCGCCGCUGGCCUACGACGCCAUCUGGGCCCUGGCCCUGGCGCUCAACAAGACGUCCCAAGAGUUGGUCAAGAAGGGUUUGAGGUUGGAAGACUUCAACUACAACAACAAGAACAUCACCGACGAGAUUUACCGCGCCCUCAACUCCUCGGCCUUCGAGGGCGUCUCGGGCCACGUCGUAUUCGACGCCAGCGGCUCCCGCAUGGCCUGGACCCUGAUCGAGCAGCUCCAAGGCGGGGUGUACAAGAAGAUCGGGUACUACGACAGCACCAAGGACAACCUGUCCUGGUACAACAACGACAAAUGGAUCGGGGGGUCCCCUCCGGCCGAUUACACCAAGGUGAUCACGACCUUCCGGUUCCUGUCGCAAAAAUUGUUCAUUUCCGUGUCGGUGUUGGCGUCGUUGGGGAUCGUCCUGGCCGUCGUUUGUUUGGCUUUCAACAUCUACAACGGGCACGUCAGGUACAUCCAGAACUCCCAGCCCUACCUGAACAACAUGACGGCCGUCGGUUGUACCCUGGCGCUCGCCGCCGUCUUCCCGCUGGGGCUCGACGGUUACCACAUCGGGCCGGGGCUGUUCCCCUUCGUCUGCCAGGCGCGGCUGUGGCUGCUGGGGCUGGGGUUCAGCCUGGCCUACGGCAGCAUGUUCACCAAGAUCUGGUGGGUGCACACCGUGUUCACCAAGAAGGACGACAAGAAGGACAAGAGGAAGAGCCUGGAACCCUGGAAGCUCUACGCCACCGUGGGGGGCUUGGUCGGCUUCGACGUGGUGACGCUCAGUGUGUGGCAGAUCGUCGAUCCCCUGCACCGCACCAUCGAGGAGUUCACCAAGGAGGAGCCCAAGUCGGACAUGGACGUUUCCAUCCUGCCCCAGCUCGAGCACUGCAGCUCCACCAAGAUGAACACCUGGCUGGGGAUUUUUUAUGGAUUCAAGGGGUUGUUGCUGCUGCUGGGCAUUUUUUUGGCCUACGAGACCAAAAGCGUCUCCACGGAGAAAAUCAAUGAUCACCGGGCCGUGGGCAUGGCCAUCUACAACGUGGCUGUGUUGUGCCUGAUCACAGCCCCGGUGACGCUGAUCCUGAGCUCGCAGCAGGACGCCGCCUUCGCCUUCGCCGCCCUCGCCGUCGUCUUCUCCUCCUACAUCACCCUGGUGGUUCUCUUCGUGCCCAAGAUGCGGCGCCUGAUCACGCGCGGCGAGUGGCAGUCGGAGCAGCAGGACACGAUGAAAACGGGAUCCUCCACCAACAACAACGAGGAGGAGAAAUCGCGGCUGCUGGAGAAGGAAAAUCGGGAGCUGGAGAAAAUCAUCGCCGAGAAGGAAGAGCGCGUCUCCGAGCUCCGCCAGCAGCUCCAGGCGCGGCAGCAGCUCCAGCUCCGCUCACGGCGCCGCCAAUCCCACGAUUCCGAGAACCACCUGAGCUCCCAGCAGCAUUCCCAGAUUUCCCAGCAGCAUUCCCAGAUUUCCCAGCAGCAUUCCCAGAUUUCCCAACCCUUCCCCCAGCCCAGCCUCGUGCGCUGCCUGGUGUCCGAGCAGGCCGAGAAGUUGGGACGCGGCAAUUGCGACGGGAGCCGCGUCCACCUGCUCUACAAGUGACUUUUGCCUGGAAAAAAACAAAAAAAAUUGUGGAAAAAAAUCCUAAAAAUCCUGUCAGAAAUGUCACCAAAAUCCUGGAGUUCCUGUAGUAAAAAUUCCCAGAGUUCUUGUGGAAAAAU